Molecule: messenger RNA, 1446 nt
Organism: Entrophospora sp. SA101
Lineage: Eukaryota; Fungi; Glomeromycota; Glomeromycetes; Entrophosporales; Entrophosporaceae
Source: the annotation of a GenBank genome assembly
AUGCUUGCUAGGAUUUAUCAUCAUCGCUCAGAUAUUCAACAUUCAUACAAUGAAUUGUUGCUUGAUGUUAUUGGGUUGAAAACUAAACUGUUACCACUAUCAAAGAAUUUUCAUGAUAAAGACAACUUGAAGAAUGAUUUAAAUGAAGAAAGAGUGGCAUUUUUGUGUCCCAAUGGCUACGAUUAUGUAAUAUCUCUUUGGUCUAUUUGGGCAGCAGGUGGAAUAGCUGUCCCAUUGUGUACAACUCAUCCAUCAUCAGAAUUGUCAUAUGUGUUGAAAGAUUCACACUCUUCCAUUGUUCUAACACAUCCUGAAUUCGAAGAUAGGAUUAGACCAAUUGCAAAAAAUGCUAACAUUGAAAAUAUCAUGAUUGUAGAUCAUAAAACUAUUGGCUAUAAUGAUAACAGAUAUGGUAAAGAUGAUGAUUUCAAGAAUCUAAAGCUAACUCAAAUGGAUGAAUCACGUCGUGCCUUAAUCAUUUAUACAAGUGGCACAACUGGGAAACCUAAAGGUGUUGUGUCAACUCAUUUAAACAUUAAAGCUCAGGUAGAAUCACUUGUUGAAGCGUGGAGACUAAGUCGUAAUGACAAAAUACUACAUGUUUUACCAUUACAUCAUUUACAUGGAAUCAUGAAUGCAUUAAUGUGUCAAUUAUACGUAGGAGCAACGGUAGAAAUGUUACCAAAAUUUGAUGCGGAAACUGUCUGGAAUAGAUGGAUGGAUCCAAAGCGAGAUUUAACAUUAUUCAUGGCUCAAAUGCCAAAGAAUCUGCAACCUGAAGCAACAAAAUCUUGUUCACAAUUUAGAUUAAUGGUAUCAGGAUCAUCAUCAUUACCAAUCCCAAUCAGGAAUAGAUGGAAAGAAAUUUCUGGAGGUCAAAUAUUAUUGGAAAGGUAUGGAAUGAGUGAAAUUGGUAUGGCAUUAAUAAAUGUAAGAUUACUAUCAGAUGAUAAUAAAGAUAUUACAAACGAAUUAAAUUUACCAGGAGAAUUACAAGUUAAAGGUGAAACUGUUUUCAAAGAAUAUUGGAAUAAACCUGAAGCAACUAUAAAGGAGUUUACAUCUGAUGGAUGGUUUAAAACUGGAGAUAUUGCAAUGAGAACAACUAAAGGUUUUGAAAUCCUUGGUAGAAAGAGUGUUGAUAUAAUAAAGUCGGGUGGAUAUAAAAUUUCAGCUUUGGAAAUUGAGAAAGAAUUAUCCGAACAUCCAAAUAUUUUAGAAGUUUAUAUUGUUGGAGUAGAAGAUGAAGAAUGGGGACAAAAAAUUGGUGCUUUAGUGACAUUAAAAGACAAUAAACAAAAUUUGAAUUUGGAUGAAUUAAGAGAAUUUGGUAAAAAUAAAUUGCCAAAUUAUAAAUUACCAAGCUUAUUAAAAAUCGCGGGAGAAAUACCAAAAAAUCAAAUGGGAAAAGUCAACAAGAAAGAAUUAAUUAAAUUUUUCAAAUAA